CCUGUGUGAGGCAGGGUCGUACUCUGUGAAUGUUGUAGAGCAUGAACCUACAGGAACGGGUCACCGCCUUCUUCAACAAAUUAUAUUGCCUCAAGUUAUACAUUCUCAUGCAGUAUUCAAGUAUGCACUAAUAUCAAAUGUAGUGGUGAGCUAUAUCUUCACAAACUGAUUUAUGACCAAAUCAACUAAACUAUCCCUCAAUGGUAACAUUAAAACUGGAAAAGCUCAUUGCAUUUAUUCUAUUUAAUUUAAGAGUUUCACCUACCCAGGUCAUUCUGUCUUUCCACUUACCUGAGUAUGUUGUUUUUAGGUGUAAGGAAACUCAACCAGACCAGAGCCUUUGUGCAACUAAGCUGGCUGCUUUGAGCUUCAUGAGGAAACUAAACACUUUGUUCCAGUGUACAGCCAUGUCAUAACCCCUCCCAUUGCACCUUGGUGUUUGUUUCCCUCUCUCCUCUUUUUUCUCAAUCCCCUCCUCUCUACUUCCUCCUCCUCCUCCUUCUCCCACAUAACUCACUCAAUUAAAGAAAACAAGCGUUGUUAACCUAAUUUUCUGUAUGUUUGUCAGUCUGUAUUUUAAAGUUUCAUCUGUGAAUGUCUUAGGCCUUAUAGCCUAAUUGAAUUGUAUGUUUACAUAUAAAACCAAUGUAUGUAUUUGAUUGACUAUUACAGAUGUAGGAUCUUAAUUUGAUCCAGUUUGCUACAGCAGGAAAAUAAUGUUGCAGCAACAGGAAAUAUAAAUUGUUAUGUGGAUUGUAAUUAAUGGAYAUUUUUUUAGGGGUUGAUACAUUUUUCGUACGGGAAAAUCAAGUCUGACAUUUUUCAGUGGAAAUUACAAACUUCAGAAGCCUUUUUAAACCUCAAAUAUACUACACGUUUUAAAUGUCCYGUAUUGCAGGAAAUUUGUCCUGCAACAGGGUGAUCAAAUUAAAAUCCUACAUCUAUAUGGCUUUGGUUUAAAGAUAAUGUUUAUAUUAUAUUGUGCCUUUUUAUUUGACAGUAUACUGCAGUUCAGUGUGGCUUCACACAGUCAAUGUUAUCCUUUGUAUAAUAAACACAAUCCAGGCAUUACACUGAUCUGAUUUCUAAUAUUGUGGUCUUAAUUAGGCUGCCUAUGUGAUGUCUAGUCCUUUUCCCCUCAUUACUUCGGAUCAUAGACUGUUUAACUGUAGGYUCUUCAAUUACCAUAGACGUGCACUAAAUCUGUCAGAACAAUUCAUAUCACAACUGAAUAUCUUCUUCUCACACCAUUCAUACUGAGAUGUCAUGUUUUUAUUUAUUUUUCAAAUUCACCCUAGCGGCGACCUCAACCGAUUGAUAUUCCUGACAUGCGCAUUACAAACUGCAAUCUGACCACAUAAUCGGGAGAGAACGACAGUGUAGGCAGGACCGCAAUGGGAAAGCGGGUGAUUUUAUCAAAUUGAUCAAAAAUCGCUGACAAGAUGUCCGACGCGAGUAGAAAACCCCAAUCGCUACGCAUCUGUACUUAUUGAAGUGGAUACGAUACACACAGAACCUGCAGAACAACCAAAAGUAAAUACUUUUUCCAAGGGGAGGAAGUUUGUUGUGUCGAAGGAAAUAUAAUAGCCCGGUAAAGCAGGGACAGACUGCGGAAAACUGCCAGAGCGGGGGACAGUCAGAAUACAAACCCACCCACCCAGUCAGCCAUGGAAGAGUUUGGGUCAGCGUUGGAGAAGAAUGUGGCCGAUYUAACGGUUAUGGACGUGUAUGACAUAGCCGCGGUGGUGGGCCAGGAGUUUGAGCGGAUCAUUGAUCAGUAUGGAUGCGAGGCGCUGUCCAGGCUCAUGCCAAAAGUGGUGCGGGUACUGGAGAUCCUGGAGGUGAUGGUCAGUAGGAACAGCAUYAGCCCGGAGACAGAGGAGUUGAGGCUGGAACUGGACAAACUACGGCUGGACCGGAUGGACCGGCUGGAGAAAGAGAAGAAACAUAAGAAGGUCAUCAUUAGUUUAUACAUGAUAAGAUUAAUAAUAUGCCAAGUUCCAGGUAUGUCGGAGCGGGAGCGUCAGGUGAUGAAGAAGCUGAAGGAGGUGGUGGACAAGCAGAGAGACGAGAUCCGAGCCAAAGACCGCGAGCUCACGCUCAGGAACGAGGACGUUGAGGCACUCCAGCAGCAGCAGUCUCGUCUGAUGAAGAUCAACCAUGACCUGCGCCACAAGAUCUCCGUGGUGGAAGCUCAGGGGAAAGCCCUCAUCGAGCAGAAGGUGGAACUGGAGGCGGGAGCUCAGGCACGAGUACAGGAAAUGGGAGCACUUUCGCACAGGAAAGUGACACGUUUAAGGAGCGCCUGCAAAGGAGACACGCCUUCAGGGUCUAGAGGAGGCCUCCUCCCCAGCCCCCUCCCGCCGCAACAGGUAAUAACAACAUCUCCCCAGCCCCCUCCUCACACAGGUAAUAACAACAUCUCCCACCCCCUCACACAGGUAAUACACAACAUCUCCCCAGCCCCCUCCCUCACACAGGUAAUAACAAACAUCUCCCAGCCCCUCCCUCACACAGUAAUAACAACAUCUCCCCAGCCCCCCUCCUCCACAGGUAAUAACAACAUCUCCCAGCCCCCUCCCUCACACAGGUACAAUACAAAAAAUGUCUCCCCCUCACAGCCUGGUAGCCCCUGCUCCUCAGAGGUGGGGGCUCAGGGUGUGGGCUGGCCAGAACCAGACAGACACUACCACCCUGAGCUGAUGUUGGGGGGGUACGAUCCGGCCCCGCGCCUCCCGUCCCUGGAUGACGAUGAUGAGGAUGUAGAGGAAGAGGCAGUGUUGCUAUGGGAGGCGAUGUGUGAUGAGGACACACCUGCUCUGUUCCAACACUUUACCAAGGAGGCGCUAUGUGAUGAGGAGGGGGGAGGCCUGGACCAGAAGGAUCCCAACAGGCCCCGGUUCACACUGCAGGAGCUGAGAGACGUUCUGCACGAGAGAAACGAGCUCAAGUCCAAAGUGUUCAUGCUGCAGGAGGAGAUCGCCUACUACAAAAGUGAAGAGGCGGAGGACGAGACCGGCACCCCUACUCCUUCCCCUUCCCCCGAACAACUGAGGGCACGGCCCCGGCCCAACGCACAGCCCGAGUCAGGAAUCAAACGCCUGUUUAGCUUCUUCUCUCGCGACAAGAGGCGGAACUCCCAGCGGAAUGCACAGUUUGAAGACAGCUUCAGCUCGUGGGCGGGAAAGGAUGAGGUGUACACCGAACAGGCCCAGGAGGCUUUGCAGCACAUAUAGGGCACGUUCCUCUGACCAGGCGUUGUUGACGCCUGCCAGAUCUUACAACGCAUGGAUAGGUAUUUUAAGUAUCAGCUACYACAUCACAUGUUAUAGCAAUCUGUCAGGCGAUGAAAUAGUCAAUGACGKGGCACGCAACCAUUGGUUGAUGCGUGCAAYGUCUUACCAGGAGAACGUGACGUAGUGAUUGGACAGCGCUUUAUGAUGAGGUCACUCAGAACCAUCUCACUGUAAUGCCCCGCCCAUGCCCACCAUGUGAGCUGCAGCAGCACUUAAGGGACAGUUCGAAAUUUACUGCGGUGGGGAGUUGGUCCAAAAUAGGGGAGGGUUGUCAAACAUAUUUUUUUGCUUUGGGGAGGGUUGUGUAAUUUUUUUAUUGGGCACAGGGGAGGGUGGUGUAUUUUUUCCCUGGUUUACAUUCCCCAUUUUGCAGGAUUGACUAUAUAAUGUCUUCCAUAUAGUCACAUUUCCUCAUCCGCUUGCUUGUGCCUCCCCUAUCAAGGUGUUUUGGUACUUCCCUUAUGCACUACGCUUUUCUGCAUGAUUACUAUACAGUCAACUCUAUCCUGCCCUCUAUACACAGUGACAAUAGUGGUAGGUGGAUCUGCAAUAAGUUAACUAGCAAUCAUACCACACAUAAAAUCAUUCAAAUCUGCACCGAUUUUCAAUAUAAAUUCACAAGAACAAAAACGAAUAGCUGAUAGGCAGUAGAGAGGCCAGGGGCAUCAUUGCGCAGGAAAGAACAGUCAAGACAUGAUAUAUGCAGCUCAAAAAGCUUCUCCUAUUCAUCUUGUUUAGGCCAAACACAUUUUAUCUACUAUAUAACUGAUUCCCCUCUUCACAGUUCUAAAAAUAGUAAAACGUUUAAUAAAAUAGUGACGAAUUUAAUUCAAAUGAGUCGAUUCUUUUAAAUGAUUCUUUUUUACCAACUGAACGAUGUGCUUCGCCAGGUCGCAGUUGUAAAUGAGAACUUGUUCUCAACUGGCCUACCUGGUUAAAUAAAGGKGAAAUAAAAAUUGUACAGUAGUAGUUGGGGUUAAAUUGUGGUGAAUCGAAUCAUGGGAAUCGAAAUAAUAAUUUGAGAAUCGCAAAUAAUAAAAACAAUUUAGCUGUAGCCGUCCUUUCGAAUUGUUGUCGACGCAAAACUCUUUGUUGAUACUUUAAGUUGAUUUGGACAUUCAAUUUAUGGGACGUUGCAACUCAAUAGAUGCUAGUAGUCAGCCUGAAWUACACACUUCUAAUGGGAAGAMUAUAACAUCCACGGUGCAUGCUGAAACAGUCAUUUACAAUGCUGAAACAGUCAUUUACAAUGCUGAAACAGUCAUUUACAAUGCUGAAACAGUCAUUUACAACAUUUUUAAAUGUUGACUGCAAAAGUAGGCCUACCUGGCAGAAUGAUAUAUCAUGAAGAUUGGUAUCAAUCGGGUGCACAUUUGUUUUGCAUACUCUGCCAUCACAUGUGCCGUACAGAAACCUGACAGAAACACCGCUAGCCUAACACAAAUGUACUGUGAGUAAAACUUAGCUGGGACAUGCUUUCAAUGGUGUUCUCCAACACCUGAAACCAAUAUUGUGGAUUAGGAGGGUACCCUGACUGGGACUCAAACCCUGGUCCCUGUGACUGUCAUUCCAAAACCAUUAUACUGUCACARUCCUCGCUGUAUGAGCCAUGAUACAAUUAAUACCAAGUGGGUUAACCCUAUUGGCACGAUGCAUAUGGUGUUUGCCUUUGACGCCAGUGACCGGGUUUCACUUCCUUGGUGUCAAAAUUGGGAAUACAAAGAGGCUAAAAUCUCUUGGUGAGGCCGCUAGGUCUUGCACAACGUUUUUUUUUGUAUUAAUAAAAGGGGUACAACUUUUA
Salvelinus sp. IW2-2015 is the source of this 5097-nucleotide messenger RNA. The record is from RefSeq and is a predicted model, not a curated record. Lineage: Eukaryota; Metazoa; Chordata; Actinopteri; Salmoniformes; Salmonidae.